AAUGUUUUCGAUUUAGUGUCCGGCAACUAUUUGUGUUUAUAAAACAUACCAAAAUAAAGAAAAACAAAAGAAAUGAAUUUAAAUGUAACAUGUAAUUAAAAAAACAAGUGAAAAAUGUCGACUUCAAUGUCCUCUGUCGUGUGUUUAAGGGCGGCCAAAGGUGACCGUGAACAAAGCAGACAAAAAACAAUGUCUAGAAACUAGAAAUUUGUACCGCGCCGCGCCUUCCCCCUUUCUCCGCACCGCACCACCACCUCCACCGCCAAAAAAAUAAAAAUAUUAAUAUAAAUCUAAUAAAAAUAAAAUCAAAAAAUUAAUUAAUACAAAUCACAGCACAAGUGGAGCAGUAUUAGCUCACAAGUCUCGGCUCAAAGAUGCAGGCCAAGAAGCGCUAUAUUCUUGUCUUUGUCUCCUGCGCCUUCCUGGCCUAUGCCUAUUUCGGUGGCUAUCGCCUGAAAGUCUCGCCACAUCGUCCGCGUCGAGCCCAACACGAAUCGGCCAAGGAUGGCGGCGGAAUGCAGCCCAAUUAUGCCCAAUUGCCCAGCUCUUUAACCCACCUAGAACUCGAACCGAUAAGUAGCACCAGCAAUGGGAGUAGCAGCCUCAAACAGUUCCAGUUCCCAUCCCAAUCGAAGCGCGGAUCCAAUGCAGCGUUAACCUGCCGCAUGGAGACCUGUUUCGAUUUCACCAAAUGCUUCGAACAAUUCCUUGUCUAUGUAUACCCGCCGGAGCCGUUGAAUUCUCUGGGCGCUGCACCGCCCACAUCGGCCAACUAUCAAAAGAUACUCACUGCCAUUCAGGAGUCUCGCUAUUAUACUACAGAUCCCUCGAUUGCCUGCCUCUUUGUGCUGGCCAUCGAUACCCUGGAUCGUGAUUCCCUAUCAGAGGACUAUGUACGAAAUGUGCCAUCGCGUUUGGCGCGUCUGCCUCAUUGGAAUAAUGGUCGCAAUCAUAUCAUAUUUAAUUUAUAUUCCGGCACUUGGCCAGAUUAUGCGGAACAUUCGUUGGGCUUCGAUGCCGGCGAGGCCAUUUUGGCCAAGGCCAGCAUGAGUGUGCUCCAGCUGCGUCCUGGCUUUGAUGUCAGCAUUCCGCUGUUCCACAAACAGUUUCCAUUACGUGCCGGCGCCACAGGUUCAGUGCAAUCGAACAAUUUUCCAGCCAACAAGAAAUAUUUGUUGGCCUUCAAGGGCAAACGUUAUGUGCAUGGCAUUGGAUCGGAAACCCGCAACUCACUUUUCCAUUUGCAUAAUGGACGCGAUAUGGUCCUGGUCACCACCUGUCGGCAUGGCAAGAGUUGGCGUGAGCUGCAGGACAAUCGAUGUGAUGAGGAUAACCGGGAGUAUGAUAGAUACGACUACGAGACUUUGCUGCAGAAUUCCACAUUUUGUUUGGUGCCGCGUGGACGUCGUUUGGGUUCCUUUAGAUUUCUGGAAGCCUUGCAGGCUGGUUGCAUUCCUGUGCUAUUGUCCAAUGCAUGGGUGUUGCCAUUUGAAUCGAAAAUCGAUUGGAAACAGGCCGCCAUUUGGGCCGAUGAGCGACUUUUGCUGCAGGUGCCUGAUAUCGUACGCUCCAUUUCAGCGGAACGCAUCUUUGCCCUACGACAGCAGACACAAGUCCUGUGGGAACGUUAUUUCGGUUCCAUUGAGAAAAUCGUCUUCACAACAUUUGAGAUCAUUCGCGAACGUUUGCCGGAUUAUCCUGAACGUAGUAGCCUGAUAUGGAAUAGUUCACCCGGCGCUUUACUCACCCUACCCACAUUUGCCGAUAGUUCAAGAUUCAUGCCAUUUCUACUCAAUUCGUUGGGUGCGGAGCCGCGCCACAACUACACGGCGGUUAUCUAUGUACAAAUUGGCGCUGCCUUGGGCCCAAAUGCUGCUCUCUAUAAACUAGUCAAGACCAUUACAAAAAGCCAAUUUGUGGAUAGAAUACUCGUUUUAUGGGCCGCUGAUCGGCCUCUGCCAUUAAAGAAGCGUUGGCCACCCACCUAUCACAUACCCUUGCAUGUGAUUGCCCUAGCCGGACGAAAUGCAGCAGCUGCUGCUGCUGCUGCUUCUGGCCAUAAUGCCAUACCCACUCAUGGCCAGACGACUGAAGGACGACCGAGCAUAUCUCAACGUUUCCUUCCAUACGAUGAGAUACAAACAGAUGCUGUUCUAUCGCUAGAUGAAGAUGCCAUACUCAAUACGGAUGAAUUGGAUUUUGCCUAUACCGUAUGGAGAGAUUUUCCUGAACGAAUUGUUGGCUAUCCAGCACGAGCGCAUUUCUGGGAUGAUUCAAAGAACGCCUGGGGUUAUACGUCCAAAUGGACAAACUACUAUUCAAUUGUGUUAACUGGCGCGGCUUUUUACCACCGCUACUACAAUUACUUGUAUACCAAUUGGCUGUCGUUGCUGCUAUUAAAGACUGUACAGCAAUCCUCGAAUUGUGAGGAUAUCCUAAUGAAUUUGCUGGUCUCGCAUGUGACCAGAAAACCGCCGAUUAAAGUGACGCAGCGCAAGGGUUACAAGGAUCGGGAGACGGGUCGUUCGCCAUGGAAUGAUCCAGAUCAUUUUAUACAACGGCAAAGCUGUUUAAAUACAUUCGCGGCAGUCUUUGGUUACAUGCCGCUAAUACGUUCCAAUCUGCGAAUGGAUCCCAUGUUAUAUCGUGAUCCAGUUUCCAAUUUACGUAAAAAAUAUCGUCAAAUUGAGCUGGUCGGCAGCUAGCGAUAUGUGCAUCAUUCUGGCAAUAGCUACAAGCGUUAAGAGUACUGAAACAUGACACCAACACCCCACACACAAACACACACACACACACAUACACCCACAUCCAACCGCUGUUUAUUGACGCUGGCCAAAGCGACGCAAAAAAAAAUAGAAGCAAAAUAGAAGAGAUAAAAAGUAAAACUAUGUUAAUUAUUAUUAGUAGCAAAAAGGAAAAAAGUUAGUUAGGAUAUAUCAAGCGUAUACAUAUAUGUAUAUAUGUAUGUGGAUGUGUUAGUCAUAAGCGUUGCAAUUAUAUGCAUAUACUAUAUAUGUAUGUAUAUGUGUAUAUACAAUAUAUAGACUAGCCACACAUCUAGCCUCUAGUUAUCAUCUGCAAGCAAAUUGCCAUUCUAUAUAAUAUUUCUAGUUCUAGUUUUUUUUGUUAGUUUGCUAAUUUCAAAUUAGCUUACGCAAGGAAAGAAAGAAAGAAAAAUGAUCAAGUUUUCGAUAUAUAUACUUAUAUAUAUAUAUCACUAAGAAUAUAUGUUAAUAUAUGUACGUACGUAUUGGAUAAGUAGCUGGAUUUUUUUGUACUGUGUGAAUUUGAGUUUUUGUAUGUGUAUAUUAAGCGAAUGUGUUUGUAUGUCUGUAUGUAUGUAUGUAAGCAAUUGUUGUAACUCUAUUAUAUGAAUGUAUACUAUAUAAUUUAGUUUAUAUAUCA
Drosophila willistoni is the source of this 3405-nucleotide messenger RNA. RefSeq names its product exostosin-1 (gene ttv). Gene Ontology annotation, molecular function: glycosyltransferase activity. The transcript has 10 exons. The coding region runs from base 375 to 2705 and encodes 776 amino acids. The record is from RefSeq and is a predicted model, not a curated record. Gene Ontology annotation, cellular component: membrane. Lineage: Eukaryota; Metazoa; Arthropoda; Insecta; Diptera; Drosophilidae.